ACAGACCUCGCUACAGACGAACAACCCAACAGGAACACUCUAACUUGGAGAAAAAAAAAAAACUUUUACACUUAGCGAGACAGAAACCCCGAAGACUAUAAAACAGCAUAUUUUUGGAAGUUUUGUCUUCGUCGGAACACAUCCCAUCUAACUUAACUAAGCUUCAUAUCGACUAUUCAACAAGGACUGUGUAACGAGAACUACUAAAGUUUCAGAAGCAGCGUAUUUUGGAUAGCCCUCGCGUAAAAAAUUCGUUGGACUCAUAGGGAAAAUAUAAAAAGUGUCGCUGGUAAUUUUCCCUGAGUCGGAAAGGAAUACAAAAGAGCGAAAGGGAGGAUAUCAUUUGCAACUGUACGUGACCAACCUUUGAACUAAAGUUUUGGUUUCUCUUCUAUGUCUACCAAGAUGGAAACUACUUUCUACGAUGACUCUCUGAACGGCGCUUUCUCUCAGCUUGACAGCGCUACCUAUGGAUACAACCACAAAGCCCUGAAACACAACAUGACUCUGAACCUUAGCGACCCAACCGGUAACCUUAAGCCUCACUUGCGAGCGAAAGCAAACGACAUUCUAACCUCUCCUGAUGUUGGACUUCUCAAGCUAGCUUCGCCCGAACUUGAAAGACUCAUUAUCCAGUCUAGUAACGGCCUGAUAACUACGACACCGACACCAACUCAGUUCCUUUGCCCAAAGAACGUUACAGACGAGCAAGAGGGAUUCGCCGAGGGGUUUGUGAGAGCCCUGGCGGAGCUUCAUCAUCAGCACAUGCCAGCCGCUCCGAACGUCACCUCAGCGCCACAGACAAGCAUCAACAACUCCAUGGCACCUGUGUCGUCCUUGGCAGGAGGCACAGUGUACAGCUCAGCUGUGCGCUCAGAUCCACCAGUGUAUGCCGACUUGAACACUUUCAAUCCGGCCAUAAGCACCGCACCCUCGGCUGUGGCAAGUUUCAGCACCACCAACCCCACACUGAGCUACACCACAGCUCCGCCACAGCACAGCAUCAACACACAGCUUCCAGUUCAGCACCCCAGGCUACAAGCACUGAAAGAGGAGCCGCAAACUGUUCCAGAGAUGCCUGGUGAAACGCCUCCCCUCUCCCCAAUCGAUAUGGAGAGUCAGGAGCGGAUCAAGGCUGAGAGAAAGCGCAUGAGGAACCGGAUCGCAGCCUCUAAGUGCCGGAAGAGGAAACUGGAGAGGAUUUCACGGCUGGAGGAAAAAGUCAAGACGUUGAAAUCCCAAAACUCGGAGCUCGCCUCGACAGCGAACAUGCUCCGUGAGCAAGUUGCCCAGCUCAAGCAAAAAGUUAUGAACCACGUAAACAGCGGGUGCCAACUCAUGUUGACGCAACAGCUCCAGACUUUCUGAAAAGAACAAUCCCAGAAGAGAGUUGACAAAUUAGACUCGAAAAACAAACUUCCAGGCUGUGCCGACGAGCUAGAGCGGCUGGCCGGUAACCCACAGCAUAUGGCUGCUGGCAACACCGGGACCUGGACUGUCUGGCCGCGUGCCUUGCGCUCUGGCGCGAAACGGAGUUCCGAAUGGACUUAGUCGGAGUGAGAACUGAACAAUCUGUGUUUAACCGACGACAAAACAGCAGCAAAGCGGCACUAGAGAUCACUCCUGCUUCAUGCUGUUUCUUUCGAAAAACGAGACUUAAUUUUGUUCACUUUGACCAAGUUGUGCAUGGACCUAACUAAGCUUGAAGGAGCACUCAGUAUUAGAAAACGACAUGAUUGCCUGAACUCUAACGCCAACCGGAGGGUGUGUCAUUUUUAGUCUGAAAAGUUUGAUUUAAGCUGCCUGACAACUUAGUUUUUCAGUGUACGUUAUUCUUGAUUUGCAUUGCGUUGUCGUUCUUUUUAAAUUAGACGAGCUUCUACAGUUUCUUUUUUAAAAAGUUUCUUAAUGGGGUUUCACUCAUUGUUAUGUACAUAAAUCCAAACGGGAGUACUUAAGUUUACCAUUUGUAAUAUGAAAUACGAUAUAAUUUUUUAUGUUUGCUUUCUGAGCAUUUCAGAAACUAAUCAAUAUUUAUGACUUGUAAUAAACGAUAUAAAAAGAAA
Molecule: messenger RNA, 2066 nt
Organism: Chanos chanos (milkfish)
Lineage: Eukaryota; Metazoa; Chordata; Actinopteri; Gonorynchiformes; Chanidae
Gene: jun
Product: Jun proto-oncogene, AP-1 transcription factor subunit
Exons: 1
Coding region: 394-1368 (324 amino acids)
Biological process (GO): regulation of transcription by RNA polymerase II; regulation of cell cycle; regulation of cell population proliferation
Cellular component (GO): transcription regulator complex
Molecular function (GO): DNA-binding transcription factor activity, RNA polymerase II-specific; RNA polymerase II cis-regulatory region sequence-specific DNA binding; transcription factor binding
Source: RefSeq, a predicted model, not a curated record